Cyphomyrmex costatus is the source of this 3108-nucleotide messenger RNA. RefSeq names its product sodium/potassium-transporting ATPase subunit alpha. Gene Ontology annotation, cellular component: plasma membrane. Gene Ontology annotation, molecular function: ATP hydrolysis activity; ATP binding; P-type sodium:potassium-exchanging transporter activity. Gene Ontology annotation, biological process: intracellular potassium ion homeostasis; sodium ion export across plasma membrane; intracellular sodium ion homeostasis. The record is from RefSeq and is a predicted model, not a curated record. The transcript has a single exon. Bases 1 to 3108 code for a protein of 1035 amino acids. NCBI's taxonomy places the organism in Eukaryota, Metazoa, Arthropoda, Insecta, Hymenoptera, Formicidae.
AUGCAGGGCAGUUUGAAGAAGCGAAUCAUUAUGCAGCAACCGACUCACGUCUCUUCUAUUUCGCAUCAACCGAUUCGCACCUCCACUGUACACCUACAUAAGAAGAAGCUAACCGAAGAGGAGAUACAAGAGUUGCAUCAGGAAUUGGAAACUGUCGAUCACGUGAUAGCACUGGAGAUUCUGUACGAGAAGUUGGGCACAAACGCGGAAACGGGCCUGACGAAGGAGCAGGCGCGCAAAAUCAUGGAACGAGAUGGACCAAACGCUUUGUCACCGCCUAAGGUCACGCCAGAAUAUAUCAAGUUUCUUAAAUGCAUGUUUCACGGAUUCGCCGCGUUACUCUGGGUCUGCGCGAGCCUAUGUUUCAUUCUGUACGCAGUCACUCAUUUCAUGCACGAGGAUGACGUUGGUAUCGCAUGGCUAGGAAUAAUCAUUGUUGUGAUAUGCAUCACUUCGGGAGUAUUUGCAUACAUACAGGAGAGCAAGAAUAUUAAAGUGAUGGAGUCCUUCAAGAAGAUGGUGCCUACUUUCGCUACCGUGAUCCGCGACGGUACAAAACUACGGCUGGGUACAGGGGAGCUAGUCUUAGGCGACCUGGUAGAGAUACGCAUGGGCGACAAGAUACCAGCCGACAUACGGAUAAUCGAGUGCCGCGGGCUCAGAGUCGAGAAUUCGAGCAUCACUGGCGAGAGCGAGCCGGUGGCGCGCACCGAUUAUCCGACCGACAGAAAUCCGCUCGAGUCCUCUAAUGUGGCCUUCUCCACGUCAUUUGCUGUCGCGGGUGAUGGCAAAGGGAUCGUGAUCGCCACGGGUGAUCGUACUAUGAUAGGCCGUCUGGCCGGUCUCACGUCACAUCUCGUGAAAACCGAGACACCAAUCGCCAAAGAGAUUAGGCAUUUUGUCGAGAUAAUCACUAUCGUAGCCGUUCUAUGCGGCGUGGCAUUCUUCGCUCUGUCGCUGCUGAUCGAGCCCAGUCUCGUACGGGCAUUUACUUAUCUACUCGGUAUAGUUAUCGCCAACGUGCCUGAAGUACUGCUAGUGACCGUAACAACAGUCUUAACCCUGACUGCUCAGAAAAUGGCGAGUAAGAACUGCUUGGUGAAGAACCUAGAGGCGGUCGAAACUCUAGGCUCGACAUCGGCGAUCUGUUCCGAUAAGACGGGCACGCUCACGCAGAACAAGAUGUCCGUAUCUAAUUUGUGGUUUGGCCAUACCAGGUUUCACUUUCCACCGGGCGAGAGAAUCGGCGUCGAGAGGGACUUGCUAUUAGAGAAGCCAGCUUUCGACGUAAUGCUACGAGCCGCCACCCUUUGUUUGCGUGCCGAGUUCACCGCCGAGUCCUUCAUGCUGGCACCGAUCGAGGAGCGCGAUAUUAUCGGUGACGCAUCUGAGACCGGUAUUCUCAAGUUUUGCGAGCACAUUCAUCCUACGCAAAGAUACCGCGAGGCUCAUCCGAAAGUUGCAGAAAUCCCCUUCAGUUCUAUGACCAAGUAUCAGUUGUCGAUACACCGAGACAGCAAUGGUUAUACGAUGAUAUUAAAAGGUGCACCGGAGGUAAUCAUGGAAAAUUGUACGACGAUACUGACUGCGACCGGGGAAACGAAAGAGAUGACCGCCGAUGAUCACGCAAUAUCUCGCCGUGCUUGCACCGAACUGGGUUACCUUGGCGAGCGAGUCCUAGCGUACUGCGAUCUGGAUCUGCCUAGCAAUGUGUACGGGCCAGAUUACAAGUUUGACACCGACUCGCCCACAUCCUAUAAUUUUCCUGUCAAAGGAUACAGAUUUGUGGGCUUGAUAAGUCUGCAAGAUCCUCCGAGGCCUGGUGUACCCGAGGCGGUACACAAGUGUCGUACCGCCGGUAUAAAAGUGAUCAUGGUGACGGGUGAUCAUCCGGUGACGGCGAUGGCGAUUGCCAAGAAGGUAGGUAUUAUAAGCGAAGGUCAUGAAACUCGUUAUGAACGAGCGAUUCUGCAGGACAAGUCUUACACUCAAGUAACCGAUUCCAUGGUCGAUGUCGGCGCGAUUGUGAUUACCGGUGCCGAAUUGAGGAACAUGGAUACAAGUGAACUGGAUAAUGUUAUACGCCGUUACGAGGAAAUUGUGUUCGCAAGAACGUCGCCACAGCAAAAGCUGUUGAUUGUUGAGAGUUGCCAACGGUUGGGAGAGAUCGUCGCAGUUACCGGCGACGGUGUCAAUGAUUCACCGGCAUUGCGAAAAGCUGAUAUAGGAGUAGCGAUGGGGAUUGCGGGCUCCGACGUUGCCAAAAACGCUGCGGAUAUGAUACUCAUGGAUGACAACUUUGCAUCGAUCGUGACCGGUGUUGAGGAGGGUCGUCUGAUAUUCGACAAUUUGAAGAAGUCGAUUGCGUACACGUUAACCUCGAGUGUGCCGGAGAUGUUGCCAAUGUUGAGCAGUUUAUUAUUUGCGAUUCCUUUACCGUUGGUCAUUGAACUGGUUAUCUGCAUAGACGUCGGCACUGACGUGGUCCCUGCGAUUGCUCUGGCUUAUGAAAAAGCUGAGUCUGAUAUAAUGCGCCGGGCACCGAGAAAUCCUCAGUACGACAAACUGGUGAACAAGCGUUUGAUAUCCAUUACUUAUGGCCAGAUAGGAAUGACGCAGGCGUUCGCUGGAUUUUACACUUAUUUCAUGGUACUUAUGAUGAACGGCUUUAUGCCCGAUCGUUUGUUGGGUUUACGAAUAGAAUGGGAGAACCCAUCCAUAAAUGAUUUACAAGAUUCCUGGGGCCAAACGUGGACCUACAAAAACAGAAUGAAUCUCUUGAUGGAAGCGCAAAGCGGAUAUUUCCUUUCCAUUGUUAUAACACAAAUGAUAGAUCUGGUCAUGUGCAAAACUAGGCGCAAUUCCAUCUUUCAACAAGGAAUGAGCAACUGGUUUGUUAAUUUUUCCUUUGUUUUUGAAAUUAUUCUAACAGGGUUAUUGCUCUAUAUUCCAGGCACAGAAUAUGUAUUAAAAACUAUGCCACUGAUAGCUUACUGGUACUGGCCGUGUUUGCCGCUCGGUGCAUUUCUUUGGAUAUACGACGAAUUGAGACGUUUGUGUAUUCGUAUCUUUCCAGGUGGAAUUAUGGAAAGAGAAACGUACUAUUGA